This is a messenger RNA of Cyprinus carpio (common carp), 1573 nucleotides long. RefSeq lists its product as uncharacterized. Bases 542 to 1426 code for a protein of 294 amino acids. Gene Ontology annotation, molecular function: serine hydrolase activity. Lineage: Eukaryota; Metazoa; Chordata; Actinopteri; Cypriniformes; Cyprinidae. The record is from RefSeq and is a predicted model, not a curated record. The transcript is spliced from 2 exons.
UUUUUGAAUGGAAUUAGUGAAAUAAAUCAACUUUUUGAUGAUAUUCUAAUUAUAUGACCAGCACCUGUAAAAUGUAAACAUGUCUGAAGGCUUUAGUCUGAUCUCACUGAUUUAAUUCUGUCAGACUGCUAUCUCUCCUGGUUAGAGGCUUUGGGUUAGGGUUAGGCUAUUUUACAUGCAGUUUUACAACUAACUUCUUCAUCUAUGAUGGUGCAACACAAAAAUAGUUAGCAUUUCAUAAAUUUUAGAUAGCUCUUUCCCAGGGGGAGAAGGUUUCUUCACCAUGGUCUAUCAGAUACGGUAUGAACACAUCCGAAAUGGGCAAUGUCUGAGGAGCAGGGUUGAGAAGCACACUCUUUUAAUCGAUACAGACCUUAACUAAAACAACUGCAAGAAUUAAGGCAAUACAGCAUGUCGUUCAUCCAGAAGAUUAGAUAUUUCUUUAAAAGACAGAUUUCUAGAGUUCAUAUGGCAUUGAGAGGAUUUCUUUGGCGCCGACCAGCAUGUGAGUAAGUUGGAGUCAGCUGUGCCUUUUAUAAAAAUGUUGUUCUUUCCACUUUAUCCUUUCUUUAGCUCACCUGCUAUCAUGUUUUCCAGUGGGGUCACCAUGGAAGGGGUCACUGCUCACAAGAUCAGUAAACACAUCACCUUCCUCGCAAAUGACGUCGCUGGGACUCCCACGGCUAGUGUUUCACCUGCUCACCCUAAACCGAUGCUGCUGUUGCUGCCAUGGCUGGGCUCCAGGCCGCAGGCCAUUGCCAAAUACUGUGAGAUUUACUUUCGCAUGGGCUUUGAUGUGCUCCUAGUGGAAAGUGAGGUGAGCCAGUUCUUGUGGCCCCGCUGGGCGUUGGAGUAUGGUGGUCGUGUGCUGGAAUUAUUAGAGAGUGAGCGCUUCUCACAGCGCCCUCUACUGGUCCAUGCUUUCUCCAUAGGUGCAUAUACGUUUGCUCAGAUGCUCGUUCAUGUGGCCAAAGACACCCAGCGUUACCAAGGCCUGACAAACAGGAUCAAGGGGCACAUCUAUGACAGCCUUGUCAUGGGAUCGCUGGAGCAUAUGGCCAACGGCCUGGGUGAAACUAUAUUUCCCCGGAUGGAAGGUCUCGUGAAGUCAGCUAGCCUUCUGUACUUCCGUGUCUUUAAACACCAGACGGUUGACUACUUCAACUCAUCGAUUAGUGUUUUCUGGAACACUCCUCUGAUGGUGCCUGCUCUUUUCUUCUACUCUGAGAACGAUGCAAUGUGUGAUUACAAGAGCUUGGAGAAGAUGGUGGAGUUCUGGAGGAGCCGCGGCCAAACUGUCGAGAUCAAGAAGUGGAAGGAGUCGGUUCAUGCAGGUCAUCUGCGCGCACACCUUCAGGAUUAUCUGUCCACGCUGGAGUACUUUGUGAAGUCUCUCAACAUGGUGCCUCUAAAAGCCAAAAUGUGAAUUUAGAAGGCCGUCAUCCAUCUCAUUAAAUGAUGUUUUAUUAACAAGGUUCAGGAGGAGCGCGUCAGAUACUUAGCCUAAUCAACACCGGUGGAGCACAAUCAAGUUAAUCAACACCACAGUAUAAAUACAGCUGACUUACCUCUA